CUAAAACUUUGAUGCAACCGCGUAUAAUCGAAACGGAAUCAAAGAUAACCUCACGUCGACACCCGGUAUACCGUCAAUAGCCGAUCCCAAGUAGACGCAUGCGUGAAUCGCUCUGCACAAUAUAAGCAACUUCGCGGCACAAUUCGUGGAAGAAAUUCCGCGCUGAGAAGGUGGGGAGAGAUCAUUUCAUUCGUGGACACACACAUAAGUAGAAAUCUCUGUGGGCCGUCGUAAAUAUGUGGUGUCAAACUAACCAUGUUAAUACGUAUUAGCCGCAAGAAUUAGAAUCACCGUAGCGAUCAAAAAGAUGGUCUCGAUCAUCAAAAAUCAGUUGCUGAAACACUUGUCGAGGUUCACCAAAAAUCUAUCAGCUGAUAAAAUCAAUUUAAGCACAUUCAAGGGUGAAGGAGAACUGACAAACUUAGAACUUGAUGAAAUAGUCCUCACAGAUUUACUAGAGCUGCCAUCAUGGUUAAGACUAACUAAUGCUUGGUGCAAUAAAGUUUCAUUUCGUAUACAAUGGACCAAACUAAAAAGUGUUCCUAUUUUUUUGAGUUUGGAUGAGGUUCAUAUAGAUGUAGAAACAUGUGAAGAUUUAAGAAGUAUGUCUUCCCCGCAGGGUAUAUCAUCAUAUGCAGGGCCUGCAAAAUAUUCUUUUAUACAUAAAGUAAUUGAUGGAAUAACAGUUGCUGUUAAUAUUGUGUUGGUUACAUUUAAAAGUCCUGCAUUUAUUGCCUCAGUCCAGAUGAAUCGAAUUAUGGUAGAAUCAAAGUCAGCUACAUGGCAGCGAUGUGAUCUCAGAACCACUAGAGUAAAAGAUCCCGAUCGAGGGCAAUUGCUUAUUUUUAAAGAGUUAGAAUGGCAAACUCUUAGAAUAGAGGCCCAAAGUACUAAAGACAAGAACCUAACACCACUUCGGUUACUUACAAACCAAGCUAGGUGUCGUAUCACUAUAAAGAAAAGAAUAUCAGAUUGCUUUGUAAUGGGUUCUAGGCUAGUUAUUAUUCUGGAUGAUCUUUUGUGGGUGUUAACAGACUCGCAAUUAAAAGCUGCACUCCACUUCAUUGACUCUUUAGGUGGUCUUAUUGAGAAAGCUACCAUUCUCGAACGGAAAACAAAAGCCGCAAGGAAAUUAGAAGUUUUACCAGAAUAUCAAGCCCAGAUAUCUCAACAAAGUAGAACGAAGAAUCAAUGUAAUACAACGAUAUCGAAGAUAUUUACGAGAUACGAUGUUGUAGAAACGUCAUAUCAUUUCCUUUCUCAACGUAUUGAUCUCCACUUGUGUGAUGAUGCUGGCGGAGGUAGAUCUUUACAUCCUGAUCUUAAGGAUGGCGGUGCGCUACAAAUUUCAUUAGUUAAAUUUCAAAUUGAUUAUUAUCCAUAUCAUUUGGCAAUGGCGGAUAGGAAACAUUGGGCCAAAUAUAAAGAAAACGCCACACCUCAUAGCCAGUGGUUACAGCAAUCAUUAAGCUCGUUCCGAAGUCAGUUUAUGGAUCUUAUCGAUUCCGGUAGAACGCAACACUCUCCGUUGACAAGAAGUCAAGGAAACAUCACAGGUAGCGGUACGAAAGGUUUUGGGGAAAAUCUGGAGAAAAGUAACCAAGUGCAGAAUACAAACGUAACGAUGUCUGAGCAGAAAAAAUCGCAACCAAGUGGUAAUCCAGUAAAGAAUUAUGUUUUGGAGCAACUUGCUAAGCUUAUGACAACGUGUAUUAUCAUCAGGAUCGACGACUUUACUUUGUACAAAGUGACAACGACGUCGCGUAAUCCGAUACCCAAAGAAUUUAUCACAGCUCAAACGAGGAAGAAGCAUACACCAGGCGACCGUGACAGAUUCUGUCUUCCAGAGGAGGUAACGAUACUCCAUGCUGAGUUCACUUAUUACUAUUAUCCCGGAGACAUUACUUUUCCAUUGCCACCACCUAAAUUUUACGUACAGCUCAAUCCUAUCCAAGUGAACUUCGACCUCUGCUCGUGCCUUUGGUUUAACUCUUUCGCAUUGAAUCUUCAUUAUUCUCUUAUGGGAAAGGACAAGCAGCUGUCACACAGCUCUGCACGUUUAAUGUAUUUCGACGUAAAGAUAGAGGCUAUAUUACCAAGAAUAGUUUUCGAAAGUCAGCAAGAUUACCCAAACCAAAAAGAUAGGCCAAAAUCUCUGCAUCUUCAAACUUCUAGAGCAUCUAUAACGAACGUUCGAUCAACAGAGAGAUCUUCCAGGGCAGAUUUGGCGCAGUGCCUGAAUGCAUUUCAGAUGGGACAAAUGUUCUUCGGCGCUGAGUUUCCUAGUAAAUCGGGAGAUUUUCACGUGGUAACAGAAAAAUUUUUGGCGCACUGCGGAGGCACUGACAAUAUCAGGCAAAUACCGCCCAAUUUCAGUAGCAAUUCUGUAAACGAGUUGAUUCGUCAGCUGAACCGAGAGCUUUUGUGGACAGAGGCAAAAGACGUGUGGUGCUGUAACCUGGAACCUGUAUGGGGCGAUUUUCUCGGAGCACGGGCUGUUGGCCAGAAUCGGCCCGUACCAUUUUUGGACGCGUUCCCUCUAACAUUGUGGUGUCACUUCACCACAGAUUCAUCGGUUACGGAGAAGCCUUUGGCCGCCGAUAUUCACGGUCUUGCGUACAUCAGCAAUUUAGUUAGCGUACAGAUAAAUCAUUAUCAGUAUCUGUUCUUGCUCAGGUUGUCGGAGAUACUAUCCGAAAUGGCCACAUAUCUGGCUGUGGACUCGAAUAAGAUUUUGAAGAUCGAAAGUGGCGGGUCGUUGGUCAUAGGCGCGUUGAUACCGCAAGUAGAAGUGACAUUCGUCAUGCCGUCGCACACACCCGGUAAAGAGAAUUCCGGCGGCGAUUUAGAAUCCGUUGUUCCUGAUUCGUCCAGCAUAGCGGACGAUUUUAUCGGUCCAUCAGUACUUACUUGGCACACCAGCCAAGUAAGUACGCGUGUUGAUUAUAAUGCUAAGAGGAUGAACACGAGCAACGACGUGGAAACGCCACAGAGCGAAGCUUCGUCGAUGCUGUCGAUGGAUUAUUCGCAUUCCGUGCCAACUCAGCCAGUUGUUACUUUCAAACAAAACGGAACGAAAAAAGGCAACUACGAUCCAGCAAACGUGAUCCGGGCUGUUCCUGAGUCCUGCGAAAUUCAAUUUCCAGUUGACAUAGACGCUCUCCGACAAUCGGCAGAAAUAGCUACGCAGAAGCAGAGCAAAUCUGAUUCAGCCUCCAACACGCCUUUUAUCCCAAAUAAUUUCAACGUCGGUCUCUCGUCCAUGAAAAAGGGAUUCAGCAAUCUAAUGACGUCGAUCGACUCUGCUCUGAAGGCCUCCCCCGAAGAUGGUAGUAGCGAUACGGUGUCCAUGAGAAGUGACGUUAGUUCGGAUAGUGAAAAUUAUGUCCUGGUGAACCUUCAGGAUCAAGGCAAGACAGACGCAUUUGGCAUCGAUAAUACGAUUAGGAUAACCGCUGUAGAGGAGGCUACUGAAGUCGUAGAAGAAACGCCAGAUACACAAAGUGAAAAAUCUAUGGACAGUGUAUGUAAAAGGAAGGAUUUGGUUUCUAUGGUAACGUUCAAGUUGUCAAAAGUUGAAUUUAUACAACAGUCUUGUGGCUAUUCGUCCGCUAUUAAGAUUCAGGUUUCUAACAUAGAUAAUGAUGAAUGUUCAUCCAUUCCUUGGGACGAAUUUCAGACCAAGUUCAGUUCGCGAUCACGAGGCUGGGUAGAAUUGCCAUCAGAUUCUGACUGCAGAUCACGCGUUAAACUACGUUUGGAUCAUGAUUUGAAAAAUAAGGAGGAUUCCUGUAAGCUUUCGGGCGCUAGCCAAAACACGAGCGACAGUAGUAAGCGAGCAUCUCAAGAUCGCACUAGAUUGCCUGAGCAAGAUACCUGUACGUCCGUCAUCAAUGUGCAUGACAAAGAGAGUGUUAUGAAUUUAUUCGAGGACAAGUUAGAGAUGAAAGUCGCUAACGUAGCAAUGACGCUGUCGAUGAGCUCGGUGACGGGUUUAGCGGAUUUAGCGGAGGACGAGAUCAUACCUAAGCCGAUUCCUAUGCAGAUAUGCUUAGAAAAUAUAUCAUUACGUUUAAAUGAAGAUCGUCCGCCAAAUAACAUAACUUCCCCAGGUCCGAUCCCAAUAGAUUUGAAUAUUUCCAAGCUCAGGGUAGCGCGGGACACGAGCGGUGUAUUUCACAUUGAACCCAUCGUAACUAUGGUGGCUGAGAGAGAUUCAAGUACAGCAUUAUCGGGCGAUAGAAAUAACACUCUUAAGAAUGCAGAGUGCGAGGUGGAAUUGAAUGCACUGAGACAAUCUAGCAGACAACUGAGACUAGAUAAUGAAGAGUUGAGACGCCGUAUGGGAGCUUUGGAAAGAUUAUCGGAAGAAAAUGCGAAAUUAAUGCGCGUAAAAGAGGAGUCUGACAUAAUAAGAUCUCGCUUGAACACCGCGGAAAAUGAUAUCGCGAAUCUUUUGGAAGAAAAAAGGAUCUUACACGAAACCAUAACAGAGCUGCGAAAUCAAAGAAUGGAAAGCGGUCCUGCAGGUAGUAAUAGAGCUUCGUGGUCUAUUAAGAGAUAGCAUACCAGUUGUUUCGAUUGUUCUAAGUGUUGCAGUUCUAAUAAAUCUUAAUCGGUUGUCUUUUCUAUAUCCGGUAUGAAAAGAGAGAAAACGUUUGUUUUGAUAAACUUAGGAUAAAUUUGCGUAAAACAAAAGAUUCAUUCACUUAACAUCCAUCUUAGUAAAGGAAGGAAAAAAAAUACUGAUAUUACGAAAUUUCAGCAUUACAAUUAUUAACAAGAAAUUAUUCGAUUUUAAUUUUCUCUGCAAGCAUCGUGUGAGAAGGUCUAUAGUUGUUUUUCACAGACACAUUACUCUUGUCUGCCGUAAUUACGCUAGUAACUGCCGUUUAGAUCUUUUAUUGCUUGAAACAAAGUGAUAAGAAUCGCAUACGCGAACUUACGUAUGUGAAACUUGAGUGGAGAAUGUUAACUUUCUUACUGCGGUCGAGUACAAGGCGAUAAUAAACUGCAAUAUUAGCGCGCGUUUCUUUCUACUGUUAAAUUGAUAAUCGGUGAUAUGUGAAUUUCUAAUGAGUGACAGAUUAUCUGUGUGUGUGUUUGCCGUUUUAUGAAUAGCAAUCGCGUGGCUGAAAGUUGCGUACGACUGUAUAUAUUAUAUUGUGCACGUACAUUUUGUUACACAUCUACAUAUAUGCAUACAUACGUGCUUAUGUAACAUAUUUAUCCUUCUGGAAGCGAAGCAAUGGUCUUAGAGCAUUAUAUAACUUUAGGCGAACUGAAAGGAGGAUUUGUUUCAAGCUAGAUUGAGUGUCCCGUAUGUUGAAGAAAAUUAAGGUAUAUACAUUUUACAUUCUCCUAUGUUUCUGCAACGCAUGGGAAAUCUAGCGAUCGAAAUUUCGUGCCAGGAUAUCAGAAGGAUACCUAUGUACGUAUACUGAUUAAGUAGUGCGCGAUAGUCAGGACAUUGCAAUACAUAUUGAUUGACUUUACGAUCAACUAUAUUUUGGCAUCAUUCUCAUAGAUGUACCGAUUCGUAAGAGUAUAUCAUGAAGCACAAUGAAUUAGAACAUAUGAUUGUAACUUAGUAAUAUACUAGUUGAGCCUACGGAUAGACAUAGACUGUCUAAAUGGGAAUUGACCUGGUGGUGUCGCACGAUAUCGUAUAACAUAAUUUUGUAUGACUGAUUUAACGAUUCAUCAAACGAUGAAAAUUACAAAUAAUAAUAUAUGGUGAUGUGCGGAACGCACGUUCCAAUAAGACUGUAUAAAAUUUGGAGAUGUUGGUCUAUACAAUAGUCGCAUUAGUGUCCUCGGGAUAAUUUGUAUAAACGUUAGAAGUGGCGAAUCGACAAUGAAUUUUUAACGAAAAGAAUUGUACUACGAUCGGCAAAGAACGCUCCUUUAAUAAGAUCAUCAGAGAGUGUACGAUUUUUCAGUUUACAAUCCAGGUCCCGAAGACUAUAGCUUCCUUAGGGUUUGAUUUCGAUAGAUUUAAUUUCUACGAUGGAUUGCUGGUCGAUCCUAUACAAAUGGAAAGUAUUUUUUUAGUGCGUAUGUAUGAAUACACGAUGCAAUUAGGAUUUGUUUCAUAAUGUAGAAAUCUUCUGCUCUUAAUAUACAUCUGAAAUACGAUGUUUCAUAGAUACGCAUUUCCAUUUAGAUAUGCAGCUUCGAACGAUGCGUUCCCUUGGCAAAUACUUUCUGAUUAUUGCGAAAGUCGCAAGCGCACGCGACGUACGCAUCGUGUGAGAUAAUUUGCGUCUAUGUGGCAAUGAUGUUGCAAUUGUAUGCGACGAUGCAGUUACGCGAUUAAUAUAUUUGACUAGUGAACGCAACGCGGCCAGAAGCUUGCAUAACAUAUACAAAACCUAGAAAACAGAAAGAAAGAUUAAUAUAUAUUACAGUUUUUGUUACUUAUCAGAUACGGGGAUGAACUUUUAUAAUACACAUAUCAUGAACACUUACAAUGAAGGGUUUGCUUAUGUGUGUGUGUAACAUAUUUAUAUACAGUCUGACGACGUUUUAUAUUGCAGGGAUAUUUUUUUGCGGUUUAAUUAUGCUAAUGUGUCUCUUAUUUUCAAAGUCUGGCUUAAAUCAACUUCCUAAAGUUUGCUUGUGGUUCCUUUUUUGAAAUGUUUAGGUUUAAAACUUUUUUUAUUCCAUAUUAGAGUGAUAUUAAAAUCAUUUUCAAUCUUUACAUUUAGUUUGAGAGGUAUAUAUAUUUCU
Molecule: messenger RNA, 6732 nt
Organism: Harpegnathos saltator (Jerdon's jumping ant)
Lineage: Eukaryota; Metazoa; Arthropoda; Insecta; Hymenoptera; Formicidae
Product: UHRF1-binding protein 1-like
Exons: 17
Coding region: 308-4564 (1418 amino acids)
Source: RefSeq, a predicted model, not a curated record